This is a messenger RNA of Scomber scombrus (Atlantic mackerel), 591 nucleotides long. Its product is annotated as nucleoredoxin-like protein 1. Gene Ontology annotation, cellular component: mitochondrion. The transcript has 3 exons. Gene Ontology annotation, biological process: photoreceptor cell maintenance. The record is from RefSeq and is a predicted model, not a curated record. Lineage: Eukaryota; Metazoa; Chordata; Actinopteri; Scombriformes; Scombridae. Bases 1 to 591 code for a protein of 196 amino acids.
AUGGUUGACCUGUUUGUUGACCGGGUCUUGGUGAAGAACAACAAGGACCAGGAUGAGCUGGACACAGAACGUGAAAUCACCAUGCGCCUGCAAAACCGCAUCCUGAUGCUCUUCUUUGCCUCUGCUGCAUGUGAGAGCUGUCAGGAGUUUGCGCCCACGCUUCAUGACUUCUUCAAACGUCUGACAGAUGAAUUCUAUGUGGAUCGCGCUGCUCAGCUUGUUCUCCUGUACAUUAGUUUGGAUCAAUCAGAGGAACAGCAAGAAAGCUUCCUCAAGGAGCUGCCAAAGAAGUGCCUGUUCCUGGCCUACGAGGACCCCUACAGGAGGGAGCUGGAGGCCAUGUUUAAUGUGGAGGAGUUGCCUACAGUGGUGGUCCUGCGUCCCGACUGCUCCAUCCUCAUCCCAAACGCAGUGGAGGAGAUACUCCGCCUCGGCACAGACUGCUACCGGAACUGGCAGGAGGCAGCAGAGAUCAUCAACAGGAACUUCCUGAUCAACGAGGACUUUGAGGAGAAGUCCAUGCGCAGCUUCAGCGACCCUGUACGAAGGCUGAAGUACAAGGUGGAGGACGAGAAGAAGAAAAAGAAGUAG